AUGCUGGCAUUUGAUCGGGUGAUCACCAACUGGCGCUCCAGGAGCAUAGACAAGAAGGAUGCGCUGGUACAUUGUGACCACAUCCUGGAAAACAUCAAAGCCAUCGGCACAGUUGAUGGUGACGUUGCCAGGACGAUGCUUAACGAGCGGGGUAUUGAUGACUCCAGGAGGCAGGAGCUCCAGACAUCCUAUGGGGAGCUGAAGCAGAUGUGUGGACACAAG
Molecule: messenger RNA, 222 nt
Organism: Symbiodinium pilosum
Lineage: Eukaryota; Dinophyceae; Suessiales; Symbiodiniaceae
Source: the annotation of a GenBank genome assembly